Striga hermonthica is the source of this 1872-nucleotide messenger RNA. The record is from the annotation of a GenBank genome assembly. Lineage: Eukaryota; Viridiplantae; Streptophyta; Magnoliopsida; Lamiales; Orobanchaceae.
AUGGCUGGACGAGCUGUUGCGAAUCGGCCUGCAUCGUCUUUUGAGUUUGAGCUUGUCGAAGGAGACUCUGGUGACAGUAGCACUGUUAUUGCAUCACCUAACCAGAAUACCCUGUGGAUCGACCCAACUACAAUCAAGCUCAGGCACCGAAUUGGAAGAGGGGCUUUUGGUGAUGUUUGGCUGGCGACUCAUCACCGAGUGUCGUCAGAUUAUGAGGAGUACCAUGAAGUUGCCGUUAAAAUGUUGCAUUCGGUAAAGGAAGACAACGUUAGGGAUGUUUUGAAUAGGUUGGACAGUAUAAUUUCCAAGUGCCAGGGGUUGGAAACAGUUUGUUUGCUCCAUGGGCUUUCUGUUAUAAAUAAGAAAAUAUGCAUCAUUAUGAAAUUUUAUGAGGGCUCAGUUGGAGAUAAAAUGGCUCGUCUUAAAGAGGGAAAGCUGACACUAAGUGAUGUUCUAAGGUAUGGGGCUGAUUUGGCUCAGGGAAUAAUGGACCUGCAUGCAAAAGAAAUCCUUAUUCUCAACCUUAAACCUUUUAAUUUCCUUUUGAAUAGCAAUGACCGGGUUAUAGUUGGCGAUAUUGGUAUCCCUUAUGUGCUGCUAGGUAUUUCAUUGCCCAGCCCAGACAUAGCUCGACGGCUUGGUACUCCCAACUAUAUGGCUCCCGAGCAGUGGCAGCCAGAUGUAAGAGGGCCCAUAUCAGUCGAGACCGAUUCAUGGGGAUUUGGUUGCAGCAUUCUAGAAAUGUUAACCGGAAAACAACCUUGGACUGGUAAAUCAAUUGAGGAAAUAUAUAAAUUGGUUGUUACAAAACAACAAAGGCCUCAAAUUCCCACUGGACUUCCUCCUGCUGUUGAGAAUGUCAUUAAUGGCUGUUUUGAGUAUGAUUUCAGGAGUCGCCCUGUCAUGGCAGAUAUUUUGCUUGCUUUUAAGAGUUCGCAGAACGUGGCUAGUCAGGAAGGCGGCUGGACAGGUCUCGGGAGCCGAAUGAUCCGUGAAAAACCAGGCGGCAUCGGCUACACAGAGUGGUUCCUAGCAAAAGAUCACCUCCAAGUUGGCGAUGUGGUCCGGUCCCGAAAGUCACCAAAUUCCCGCAGCCCGAAAAACAUGGAAGUCCCCGAGGGCACUGUAGUCGGGCUCGAACGCGACACGGACCAAGAUGGGUUCAUCCUCGUCAGGGUGCAUGGGGUCCACGACCCCAUCCGGACCCACGUGUCCACGCUCGAGCGGGUCACGUUCGGCCUGGCCGCCGGCGACUGGAUCCGCCUGAAAAGGGAGGACAAACGCCACUCGCCGGUCGGGAUCCUCCACGCUGUGAAUCGAGACGGGAGUGUAACGGCCGCAUUCAUAGGCCUUGAUACGCUGUGGAAAGGUGACUACUCGGAGUUCCAGAUGGCGAAGCCUUAUUGGGCGGGCCAGUUUGUGAGGCUCAAGCCAAGUGUGUUCAGCCCCCGAUUCGAGUGGCCUAGGAAAAGAGGCAGUGACUGGGUGGCUGGGAGAAUUUGUCAGGUGCUGCCCAACGGGUGCCUAGUCGUCAAUUUUCCAGGCAGGCUGAUGAUGGGGCGCGGGAGCUUUUUAGCCGACCCUGCUGAGGUGGAGCUCGUGUCAUUCGAGACAUGUCAGGGAGUGGUGAGGAAGUACGAGCACUUGGAGGAUUUCCACUGGGCCGUGAGGCCACUGCUGAUGGCGCUGGGCCUGUUCACUGCAAUGAAGGUGGGAUUUUUCGUUGGGAGGAGAGUUGGGCCCGGGAGGUCGAGGGCGAAGAAGGGGAAGGGUUCAGUUGGGGGGAAUGAGGAUAAGAGUGCGGAGGCCGAAGGAGGUGGGAAGGGUGGUGGCGCGUGGCGGCCUCCGAAGGUGGCCAAGAUCUUCAGGUGA